Messenger RNA from Phascolarctos cinereus (koala), 1557 nucleotides. RefSeq names its product cellular communication network factor 2 (gene CCN2). Lineage: Eukaryota; Metazoa; Chordata; Mammalia; Diprotodontia; Phascolarctidae. Gene Ontology annotation, biological process: signal transduction; positive regulation of cell differentiation; cell adhesion. Gene Ontology annotation, cellular component: extracellular matrix; extracellular region. Gene Ontology annotation, molecular function: integrin binding; heparin binding. The record is from RefSeq and is a predicted model, not a curated record.
GUCUGAGACUCACAAAACAACUCUGCCUAGCAGCUGAGAAGAAGCAAAGCGAGGCAACUUCAACAACAGGCUAACGCCUCCAAGAGCAAAGAGCCAGUCCAACCGCCAGACAGCUAGUCCGACAGCAGCCUCCCCAGGCAAGACAGGAAAGAAACAAAGGAAGAAGAAGGAGAAACCUAUCUACCGCGACUCACCUCCUCUGCCACUCACCUUCAACGAGAUCCUUGAGAUCAGACUCGCACAUCAGACCUGAGCAUAGACAAGCCGGAGGCGCUGUCUGCUCGCUCGUUUCUCCCCAUCCCGGAGCAUCGCUGGUCCAGUCGCCCAUUAACUUUCACUAUUCUCGGAGAGCAGCUCUUGAAGAUGUCCGCAGGGAGAAUGGGACCCAUGAGCUUCGCCUUCGUGUUCCUGCUCACCUUCUGCAACCGGGAGAUAGCCGGCCAGGACUGCAGCGGGCAGUGUCAGUGUGGAGCUGGACCGCCACCAGAGUGCCCAGCCGGCGUGAGCCUGGUGCCAGACGGCUGCGGCUGCUGUAGAGUGUGCGCCAAGCAAUUGGGCGAGCUGUGCACCGACCGGGACCCCUGCGACCCUCACAAGGGCCUCUUCUGUGACUUUGGCUCUCCAGCCAACCGCAAAAUUGGAGUGUGCACCGCAAAAGACGGCGCCCCAUGUGUCUUUGGAGGCAUGGUGUAUAGGAGUGGAGAGUCCUUUCAGAGCAGUUGCAAAUACCAGUGCACGUGCCUGGAUGGAGCAGUGGGCUGCGUGCCCCUCUGCAGUAUGGAUGUCCGCCUGCCCAGUCCAGAUUGCCCCUUCCCCCGAAGGGUGAAACUUCCUGGUAAAUGCUGCGAGGAGUGGGUGUGUGAGGAACCCAAGGACAAAGACCGGACUGCAGUUGGACCAGCCCUAGCCGCUUUCAGACUGGAAGACACUUAUGGCCCUGACCCAACUAUGAUUCGUGCCAACUGCCUGGUCCAGACCACAGAAUGGAGUGCCUGUUCAAAAACAUGUGGUAUGGGCAUCUCUACCAGAGUCACCAACGACAAUGCCUUCUGCAGACUGGAAAAGCAAAGUCGUCUGUGUAUGGUCAGACCCUGUGAAGUUGCCCUGGAAGAGAAUAUCAAGAAAGGCAAAAAGUGUAUCCGAACUCCCAGAAUCUCUAAGCCUGUCAAGUUUGAGCUUUCUGGAUGCACCAGUGUGAAGACCUACCGGGCUAAGUUCUGUGGGGUCUGCACAGAUGGUAGAUGCUGCACUCCCCACAGAACCGCCACCCUCCCUGUUGAGUUCAAGUGUCCUGAUGGUGAAGUCAUGAAGAAGAAGAUGAUGUUCAUCAAGACCUGUGCAUGCCAUUACAACUGCCCUGGAGACAAUGACAUCUUUGAGUCCCUGUACUACAGGAAAAUGUAUGGAGACAUGGCGUAAAGCCGGAGACAGAGAUGGAGAGAGACAGAAAGAGAGAAAAAGAGAGACUAACUAGACUGUCAACUUGAAAAGUUUGCAUCUCAUUUUUUUGUAAACAUGAUUUCAGUAGCACACGUUAUUUAAACCUGUUUUAUUUAA